Molecule: messenger RNA, 2245 nt
Organism: Lecanosticta acicola
Lineage: Eukaryota; Fungi; Ascomycota; Dothideomycetes; Mycosphaerellales; Mycosphaerellaceae
Source: the annotation of a GenBank genome assembly
AUGGCUGUAAGUUUUGUCUUCACGCGAUCUAGAAUCAACAGAGCGCAAGCAGUCGCAUGCACGCGGCAGCGCAGCAGACGUUCACGACCCGCUGACACUUGCUCACGCAGCAACCACCAUCACAACCCCGUGCCUACUCGCAAGCAUACCUGCCCAACGGCGCACCCCAACCCAGCGGUCCAGUACCGGGAGCUCGUCCCCUCGAACCCAAUCAGGGUCGCGUGCAACAGGUCGGCCAUGCACGAGUCUUAUGUAUCGCCGACGUGCGAGGUAAGAUGGACAAGAGAAUAGCGCGAUGAGCAAGAGCAAUGCUUACAUGUCAUCGAAAGGCAACUUGCGGCAGUUGAACGACCUCGCGCGCAGCGCCAAAGCCGACUACAUCAUUCACACGGGCGACUUUGGCUUCUACGAUGACUCCUCUCUCGAACGCAUCGCCGAGAAGACGCUGAAGCACGUAGCCCAGUAUUCGCCCCUGCUCCCCGAACACGUCAAGGCCGACAUUGCUCGCGCUGGCCCACAGCAGUCCGUCAAGGAACGCUUCCAGCGCGAACACCUCCCCUUGUCGGAGCUCCCUCAAUUCCUCAACAAGACCUUUCGGCUCGAAGUUCCCGUGUUUACAGUAUGGGGUGCUUGCGAAGACGUCUCGGUCUUGGAGAAGCUGCGGUCACAAGAGUACAAGAUCGAGAACCUCCAUGUAAUCGACGAGUCUCACUCUCGUCUACUUGAUGUCGGUGGUGUCAAGCUUCGCCUGCUCGGUCUCGGAGGUGCGGUCGUCAUGCAUAAGCUCUUUGACAAUGGCGAAGGUCGGACAACCAUUGCAGGUGGCCAAGGCACCAUGUGGACCACCCUCCUGCAAAUGGGCGAACUAAUAGAUACUGCCAAUCGCGUCUAUGACCCAACGGAAACCAGAGUCCUCGUCACGCAUGCCUCUCCGGCUCGUGAGGGCCUCCUCAACCAACUCUCCGUUACGCUGAAGGCCGACUUCUCUAUCUCUGCUGGCCUUCAUUUCCGAUAUGGAAGCUCCUACAAUGAGUUCUCGGUCAACCCAUCCCUUGAUCAUUACCGCGGCAAGCUCUCUGCUUCCAAGGCUUCCUUUCACGACGUGUGGGAGACUGUCAAGCACGAGGUGGAGCCAGCAGUCGCUGAGAAUGAAGCACAACACAAGCUGCUUCAGUUUGCACUUGAGCUGGUGCACAAGAUGCCAUCCCAAGCAACCGGCGGAAACCCUUUCGGCGGCGGACCAGUCAACGGUGCGGUCGACGAAUCCGCGUUCAAAAACAUGUGGAAUUUCAACCUGGCUGACGCGGCUUUCGGAUGGUUGGUAUUGGACAUCGACAAUGGGCGGAUCGGAACAGAGAUGCGGGCGCAAGGUUUCAACUUUUCCCAUCGCUCCGGCAAGAAUCCGCAGCAGAGACCUCAGGGCAUCCCUCAAGCGCCCGCCAACGCCACGAUGGGACCCACUGGAGGCAACCUACCGACUCCUGGCCAGCAGCCGCCGGCAGUGGCACAGCAGCAAACUCGGGGACCUCAAGGUGCACCUUCAGCACAACAGCCAGGCAACCAGCAACGCUCUCAGCAGCCAAUUGGCCAGCAGCAACCUCAGCAAGCGAAGCCCGGACAGCAGCAGCCUUCGCCUGCGAACCAGCCUGGUCCUAAGCCUGCCACACCACAAGCGGCCUUGACCGCCAACGGAACAACUGCUCCUGCGGCCAACCUUCCAACAAAGGAUGCUCCUCAGACCAACGGCUCUGGUGCAGCAGAGUCAGCGAAGCCAGAUACUCCAGUCCACAACAAGCAAGGCAAUCAGCAAUCCCCACAGCAGCAGGAGCCAUCGAAGGGCAUCUUCAUCACUGGCAACAAUCUGACGCUGGCCACCGAAGAUGAGGUCAAGGCCCAACUCUUCUCUGCCGAGGAUGCCGAGAAGAUUCAGAAAGUGGACAAGUCCGGCACGAACAGAUGGGUGGCGCACUUCGCUUCGCCUGAAAUCAUGAGCGAAGUUCUUGCUCAUGGUCCGACCAAAGAAGGCGUCGACAAGUACAAGGUUCGAUUCGCGCCAUUCCGGCAGUUUACAAGCCGAGGCGGACACGGCGCUGGAAACUGGGGCUCUAGCAGAGGGGGCUAUCAAUCCGCAGGCAACCCUGGCAGCGACAGCGAGUCUGGUCGGGGAGGACGAGGCGGCAGAGGACGAGGCAGAGGCGGAUUCCGUGGUCGUGGCCGCGGCGGCAAGGCAGAAGGUGACUCCUAG